This is a messenger RNA of Brachypodium distachyon (stiff brome), 1508 nucleotides long. RefSeq lists its product as uncharacterized. The record is from RefSeq and is a predicted model, not a curated record. Bases 550 to 1281 code for a protein of 243 amino acids. Gene Ontology annotation, molecular function: zinc ion binding; nucleic acid binding. Lineage: Eukaryota; Viridiplantae; Streptophyta; Magnoliopsida; Poales; Poaceae. The transcript has 2 exons.
AAUGCCAACUGCGGAGGACGUGGAGGCCGAGGCCGAGGUCGUGGAGGCCGUGGCCGUGGUCGUGGUAGAGGACCAGCUUUUGAGGAUCCAAACUUUGAGGAGGACUUUGAGAAUGAAGAGGAACAUGAACAAGAACAAGAACAAGAACCUAAUGGAGGAGAAGACACACCACCACAACCACCUAACUGGCAGCAAAUGAUGUUGAUGCAAACUCAGAUCCUGCAGCAGUUGGCAGCCAAUGUUGGUAAUCAGAAUCAGGGGCACAACAACAAUCAGUCCAGGCUUGCUGAAUUCAUGAGGACGUAGCCACCUACCUUUGAAGGUUCAGCAGACCCUCUUGAUGCUGAUGACUGGUUGAAGGACAUACAAAGGAAGCUCAACUUGGCAAAUUGCAAUGGGGCUGAUCGAGUCAAGUUCGCGGCGCACCAGUUCAAAGGUGUGGCUGCAGAUUGGUGGGAGAACUGCUAUGAUGCACAUGAGGAUGCCCAAAGUAUCACGUGGAAUGAGUUCUCUGAAGCUUUCCGUAUUGCUCACAUCCCUGCGGGCAUUAUGGAGUUGAAGAGAGAUGAAUUUAGAGCUUUGGUUCAGGGAAAAAUGUCUGUGACAGAAUAUUUGAGCAAGUUCACACAGUUGGCUCGCUAUGGAAGGGCUGAUAUUCCAACCGAGGCAGAUAGGACAGCAAGGUUUUUGAAGGGGUUGAACCCAGGGCUGAAGGACAGGCUAGUCUCCCAUGACUUUCCCACUUUUCAGCAUCUUGUCAACAAAGCUAUCCUGCAGGAAAACUCUAGGAGAGAACUUGAGGAGCAUCGCAAGCGCCGUGCACCACAAGGUCAUUCUGGGGCAAGUAGCUCUCGCCAGAAAACAAGCCAGCAUCCAGGCUAUCGUGUGCAAAAACCUUCAAGGCCAAGCAACAACUCAGCACCUCGCAACAUGUACAAGACUCCUAGAGCCGAAGUGGGAGGACAGCACGCUAACACCGCUGCGAAUGUUUGCUACAAAUGUGGGGCAGAAGGGCACUUCGCGAGGGAAUGUCCUAACGGGAAGGCCGGGCUGACGCCAGUGAAGUUCAACUUGGAUUCUGCCACAAAGACUCCAGCCGCAGGCCGAGGGCGCGGUAUACUCCAAACACCGGGGAGUGGAUCGCGUAUACUAAUUCAGGCAGGACGUGGUCGAGUCAACCAUGUUACUAUUGAGGAAGCUCAGGAGGCACCAGAUGUCGUUAUUGAGUACCAUGAAGAAGAAUACGUUGACGGCGACUACUACGGUGAACCUGAGGAGUGAGGCCUCGUGUGCUACAUCGACUGCCUGUGGCUGAGAUGGAGGCACCACGCGUCGUUUAUUGUUUUCCGCUGCUAUUUCAAACUUGUAAUAAUAAUGCCCCAAGACAUUGCUUUAUGUAAGCCGAAGGGCAUUUUACUAUUCAAACUUGUGUUAACUUUUGAACUGUCGUGCAACGAGAUACAUUUCGCAUGUACAUUAGCAUUUCUGGUCUAGUGUUACAUGGGGUC